GGUGAGAAUUCUUUGUUGCUCUUGAAUUUUGAAGUGCACCAAGCUGACCUUGUCCAGCGACCUUCCAAGCGGUCCCUUACCCCCAACAGACCCCUCUACGACUCGCUUAACGAAGCUCAUCGACAUAUUGCUCCCCCGACUCCUAAGAUCCCCAUCGAAUUCGAUGGACAGCUUGAUGAUGAGGAAAAGCUCACUCAGGAGCAAGUCGAAAACAUUUUGAGUGCCUCCAACGAAUCCCCUAGUCAGCCUCACGAGUUUACGAGUCAAAAGGCAUCGGAGAGUCCACAGCUACCCAUUGCGACUGACAUAUCUGGCUCCCAGACAGAGUUCAACCAGCCAACCUCUACUUCUGCUGUUAACCCUGAGACUGAGACGACUGCCCAUGGCCCUCGUGGUUCUCCCUCUCAGUGCUUGUCAGAUGAUGAUAACGCCUUCGUCGACAGUUCAGAAUCGUCCUUCCAGGAAUCCCAAGAGCAACCUUACCAACAGGAUCAUAUCAAUGAUCCUUUCGACAGCCAGCAUGCGGCCGCUGAUUAUCCAGACGCUUCCUCCUUCUAUCCAGAGGAUGGUGCCGACUACAGUCUGGCUUCCACCGACGAAGGUUCCAUGGACAAGGUCAAGAUUGAGCCAAAUUCUUCACCUGCUCUGGCUUCAUCCCCUGUCCUCUCCCCGCCGGCUGCAUCGAGUUCUUCACGACACACACAGCAAGUGCCCCAGUCUCCUCAUAUUGACGACGUAGUCAAGAAGGAGCCUGCUUCUGGUUACUUUGACACUACUCAUCUUUCUGGCCUGAACGGAACUCAGUACCCCAUCUUUCUUGAUCACGACGCCUUACAACCCGGCAAUAACAGGAAUCACUACCCUAUCUUCAUUGACCGCGGUGCUCUGCCCCCUCCACCAAUUCCUGCUGACCAGCCUGUUCCCACAAUUGAGCAAGCAACUCAGUCUGAGUCUGAGGCUUCUGACAAUCAGAUUACCAGCCAGGACAAAGGCAAGGCUCCAGUAAAGCUGUUGAACCCAUUUCAUGCUUUCUCCAAUGCGUCAUCCCAUGCUUCGGAUCACAAUGUCGAGCAGUCUGAGCCUGACAAGGAGAAGAUCUUUCUGCGCCCCCACGCUGAGAAGGAAGUUUCUCGUGCUCUUCAUCAUGUUACUGGACUCAGCCAGCCAUCCAGUGGUCUUAUUGGCCGUGUUCGUCCUUCUCACCUUCAGAGUUCACGUCAGUCACCGUAUCACAGCCACUCUGGUCAGCAAAAGAACGACUUUUACCAUGCACCCGCUAUCCAACCUGACUGGCAGAUCACCCAAUCUGGUAUCAAAGUUCCGGUUCCUACGUCGCUCACUGUAGACGAGAUUGGCAUGCAAGCAACAGAACCAUACAACGCCAUCGACAAUACGCGCAUGGCUACAAUUGCCUCAGAAGAUGCAGAGGAGCGUACCGGCUUAGAGGGAGAUGAGGAUUGGCGAACUGUCACCGAUGACUGCGAACUCCCUACUGGCUUUGUGGGCCGAGUCAUUACUGGCAGCAGUAUUGCCAACGUCUCAGAUGCACUUCUAGUACAACAGCAACAACAGCGUCCUGUCGCUCGCCCCACGGCUCACAACAAAGGCCGCAUGCCCACUACCGCCCCAGCCCGAUCCCGAGCAUGGUGGGAGAAGUCUACCCCUUUACCGUCGAUCCCAUCCCGCUCCGCUUCUCCUUCAUUCCCAUCUCCUCCUGGUCGUGCACUGCAGCAUAGACAGAGAAGGCAAGAUGGCUGGGAAGAGAUUGAGCUAGACCCCAUGCCAGCUCCCUACAGAGACUUCUCGUGGGAUCGUGUGCGUAAUGAUCGAGCACAACAGACUGAAGAGGCAGUACAGACCAGCCACGCCCACAACGAGUACGCCAACCUCCCAUUUCCCUUGGUUCCCCGUGAGGAUGCAGCCAGGCUUCAAGCUUUCCGUCGUGCCAGUGGCCUUGAGGACCACACCCUUUCAGGUCAUAUCGUCUCUCCUGGCUUGGCCUCUUCCUCCCACGGCAGUAGCCACGUGUACCCUCGACCCGCCUUGAGACAGAAGUCAGCCAGAUCGUUCUUUUCCCGGACUGAGAACCCAGGCUUCAAUCGCCGCAACAUCUACAUAGAUCGCCAGCAAACUCCAUUUGGGCAGCCGGCCCGCGAGUACUUCCCAACCCAGUACUCGUCGGUGUCGCGCCCCCAAACCGAUCAGACGAGGGAUGGCAGGGUCUCCACCCCCAGCAAGAUGGCAACAAUCAGCCACCAAGCUGCGGCGGAGGCCCUCGCCAUCGACCAGUCAGCGGGCCGGAGUACCUCUCCCCACCUCUACUCCUCAGAGGUGAUGGAGAGGUACCGUGCUCUCCAGGCCGUCCGCCAACUCGGCGGUCUGGGCACGGAUACCGAGCUCGCGGACAUGGCGGCGACCGUAAGAGACCAAUCUCUCUCAGAGAGUGCGGUCCGCCGUCGGGCGGUCUUCUACUACGCGGUGAUGGGGGCAACCCUGUUGCUGCCGUUCGUGGGGGCCGUCACCCUCGUCUGGUCGUGGGAUCGGGUGUUGGCGGGCCUCACCCGCAGAGAGUGCACCGGCCUCUCCUUCCACCAAAGACGCAACCUGCGCAUCAUGCUGCUUGUCGGCAUGGGCGUGUGGGUUGCGGCUUUCGUGGCGGGAUUGGUCGCGUUCCUCUCUCUGCGCGGUUGA
Messenger RNA from Colletotrichum orchidophilum, 2691 nucleotides. RefSeq lists its product as uncharacterized. The record is from RefSeq and is a predicted model, not a curated record. The annotation marks the transcript as partial. The transcript has 2 exons. NCBI's taxonomy places the organism in Eukaryota, Fungi, Ascomycota, Sordariomycetes, Glomerellales, Glomerellaceae.